This is a messenger RNA of Papilio polytes (common Mormon), 2060 nucleotides long. RefSeq lists its product as uncharacterized. Bases 84 to 614 code for a protein of 176 amino acids. The record is from RefSeq and is a predicted model, not a curated record. The transcript is spliced from 4 exons. NCBI's taxonomy places the organism in Eukaryota, Metazoa, Arthropoda, Insecta, Lepidoptera, Papilionidae.
GCGGUGCAGUGCUGUUGUGCGCCGCGGGUGCGCUGGCGCGCCCGCACCUGCGUCGCCGGAACGCCGCUGCUACCGCCAACCCCAUGCUCUCGGUGCAAGUGCCGGGGUGCGCGGGUAUGGAGCGGCUGGGCGCGCCGGGGGGGCCGCGCCUACGGCACGACCACAGGCAUCACCAUUCCACAUUGGAAUGGGAGAAGCAACAGAGGCUGCAGGCGAUGGUGGGGCGGCUGCAGGAGAUGGUGGAGCAGGAGACGCGCGCGCGGUCCGCAGCGGCGGCGGAGCGGCUCGGCCUGCCGCCCAGCAUACGCCUGCCCGACGGCGAGUACGGACAGGACGCGCACCUGCAGCUGCGCGUGCCUUACCAGCAAGCUGAGCUGACGAGGAGCAGUUUUCAGCCGCCGCCUAACAAGUGCGUGAGCGACGUGCCCGAAUGGGCGGGCGCGGCGGAGGCCGGGCCGGCGCGGCGCGCGGCCGCCAAGAAGGACGGUCUGCUGCAAAAGGCGACGAGAUGGUGGGUGCGGAUGGGCGCGCGGCCGCCGGCGCCCUUCCCUGCCGCGCCACCGCCCUGCGUGAUGGUGCCGCGGCGCGCGCUGCCGCCGCCGCCCGACGCGUGACGCCGCCGCGCCGCCGCCCCCGCACCCGCGCCCGCGCCGCCCCCCUACCAUAUCACGCUUACAUUCCAUUAUCGGGACGAUCACACUCGCCGAAGUGCACCCGCGCCCCGGAGUAUUAUAGACUUGCUAAUUUAUUUAUUUGGAACUCUCGGCCGCGACGAGUCGAACGCGUACCUUGUGAUAUGUGCGACGGGCCCGUGUGGUGACAGUGCGGACUGUGCCGACUGUGCAGACUGUGCCGACUGUGCAUAGGACUGUGCCGACUGUGCGGAGGACCGUACAGAGAACUGUGAGCGCGACUAGUCUUAAUACUUAAACGGUUCAAUAAUUGUUUCUAUUGAAAUUUCAUGAAACGACUGCCCGCUAUUUGUGUUGUAGGUGUGUAUGGCGUAGCGUAGUGUGCGUCCGUGUUCCUCGCACUGUCUUUGAGUUUCGCAAAACUAAGACUGAGAUAAAAUAAAAAAGAUAACAAUAUAAAAAUAGUCUACAUUGAAGUAUGUUGUCUUAGGUAAAAUUAAUUCAAAUAGAAACAAUUAAAAAGUAUAUAAUAUUUAAUGAAUCUUUCGAUUGUAACCUUCGAUGAUAUUGUAUAUUGUGGGAAAGGUCAGUCUAUGAUAUAGGAGGUAAUAUGUUGCAGUGUACAGUUUCAUGAAUAAGUAACCUAAAGUUUAAUUUCUAUCCAGCAGCUACGGAUCUGUGUUUAAACAACUUUUAUAUUAUUUUGUGACAAUGUGUAAGAUGAUGCAUAUCAGUACAGUUAAAGCAAGGAAUAUUAAUUUACAAAGCAUAGUUACUAUUUAAUUGUAAAUAAUUAUUGUCUCUAAUUUAAUAUUAGAUAAAUAAUGACCGAAUGCCAAAAUAAUUGAUGGUCAUUUCAAUUGAGUGUUGCUACAUUCCAUAUUUAUGUUGAAAUAUUUUCAAUACCUUACUCCAGUCGGGCUGACCGCGCCGCGCCGUGCUCGAACGCAACUCGUCUCUGGUCAAAGCGUUGUCCCUUAACAACCAAGCAAUAUAACACAGAACGGAUUCAUUACCUGAACUUCCCCGCUAUAAACUGCUUAGGAAGUUAGCUAAUAUUUAUUUACAGAUUAUUAUGAUACAAUAAUCUUAUGAAAGUAGCUUCUCUAUAAAGCUACAUAGAUUAUGAAGAAACUAUGUUAGAACUUCUGAAUAAUAGUUGUGUUAGGUAAAGAAAUUGUAAACUAAAUAUAUUAGAAAUAACAUGAAUAAUAUAACUAUAGCUAUUUGGCAUUGAAAAUUUAUAUUUUUUUAUCAUAGCCAAAAGUCUAAAUCCUAUGUAUUUGGCGAAGCAACCGCCGAUGUUAUGUUGCAGCUAUGUAUUUGUUCAGUAGAUCUAAAUAGUUGAUUCAUAUAAUAUAUUGGAAUAUAUUUUUAAAGAAUUGUUAAUUCUAAAGAAUAUAAUAAUAUAAUUUGCAAUACAUACUA